UCAAGCUUUGAAUAUUUUGUAACUAUAGUUAGCGUAGGUAUUGAUUUAGCGUUGUUGUUUCUAUGGUUACAUUCAUUGUUUUUAUCAAUUAAAUAUACGGUAGGAAUUUACAGUACUAACGUUAAAUGUACAAGAGUGACUGCACACAAUUAUUAACCGAAGAAGAAAUACUUUUAUUUGAAACUAUGAAGUUUCCAGAAAGUGUGAAAUUAACUACAUAUCUAGCUUAUAAGCACACUGAAACUAUAGAGCCUGGUAGAAAAAUUAAAUCAGAAAUUUUUGAUUGGGAUUCUAAUAUUCCAAAAUCUCUAGUUUCUUUAUGUAUUGAGAAGUUGUCCGAAAACUGGUUGGGCUAUCCAAGGCUGGAACAACUGAUUGCUAAAGAUCGUGAAUUAUUUCUGCAAAUCUUGGAUACUGAUGUACCACUUCAGCUUUUAGUGGACAAUAUUAAAAGCGAUAUAUUUUGGAAAAGGUGUUACCGCUCCAAAUUCACAGAUUCACCUCUAAUAGCAGAUGAUAAAAAAUGGAUUAAUGUUUUCAUGGAGCGGCAUUUCGCUGAAAUGUUAGAGAAUAUGAAUCCAAGGCAGUAUGAUCCUGAAAAGGUGACCACACUAGUAAAACUUUGUGGACCGUAUAUUCAAAAAUUAUCAAUUCGAAGUUUAAUUCCGACUGAUAUACCAGUACAAAGGAUGGCUUCACCAGAGUUGGCUCAUUUAGUUACAAGUCAGCGGCAAAAUGGAAACAAACAACAGGCGAAAGACAGUGAAGCAAUAUCUAGAGAUCAUAUAUCUCUCCAUGCUGCACUAGGCAGUUUGACUAACUUAGUCGAAUUGCACAUAACGUAUCAAUUGCGCUCAAUUGGAGUUGAAUAUCGUACGGAUCAAUUUCAAUUUACAAAUAAUGACGCAAAAAAUUUAGCCCGUGGCUUAGAAAAAUGUGCGCAGCUUAAGAUAUUAAGAAUAACAAGAAGUGAUAUGAAUUGCCAAAGGACUAAAUACAUACUUCGGGGGCUUUCUGAUAACUUAAAAUUAGAUACACUAGAUUUCAGCCAUUGCAAAAUAGGAGAUGAUGGUGCUUCGUCAAUAGGAAAAUUUAUUGCCAGGCGUGACGCCUUACGAACUCUCAUUUUGGCAGAUAAUGUGUUCGGUCCAACAGGUGUUGAAGGUAUUUCACACGCUCUUAAUCAUACUGCAUGUGGGGUUCGUACACUUGACUUGAGACUUAACACCAAACUUGGAUCUGAAGGAAUUGCACACGUAGCAGUAUCCAUUGCAAGAGGAUGCAAUCUAACUAGUUUAAACAUAUCAGGUUGUGGAAUUACGCCUGGUCCUUUACUGAAGCCACCAGCAGGAGUUUGGUCUACUACGAGUGCAGAAAAUCCUCCGACAUGUGGUGAUUUACUGGCCCGAUCAAUUGGUUUAGUGAAAACUCCAUUACGUUCACUUGAUAUAAGUGUAAAUGACAUCGGUUCUCCCAGCGAUAGUGUACUUUCGAAUGCUAUAUGCUUAAGUUACAUAGUAGACUUAAAUUUGAAAAGAUCUGGAAUGGGCUCGAUGGCUAAAGCUGUAGCAGAGUCUGCUGCUGCGGUCCAAAGACUAAGAAGAGAAGCUGAAAGAGGAAUUCGAUUCAGAAGAAGUGCUGGAAAACUCGUGCAAGCCAGUAGAGUGGCUAAAGGAAUGAAUAUUGACACGGACCCGUUACUGUUGGCUCAACAGCUGUCGGCUCGACCUUCGAUCGUCUCUGUUGCAUCAGAAGAAGGAAUGCACAGCAUACAAACGCAGCCUUUGCCUUCUGAUUUUGGAUUUAUACCGUCAUUAAAAAGCCCUUUGCCGUCAUCGAGAGACUCAUCCGUCACAGGUCCACCUACUUCGCGAAGAUCCAGUCAUCAUGCUAUAUUGGAACCAGUCAGAGAAGUACGGCGCACAGCACUUGUUCGGCGUGGGUCUGAUGGGUCGUUGCUGCAACCCCGGAGCGCAAACUCGCAAAGACACAUUAAAAUAUUUGUUUCUUAA
Molecule: messenger RNA, 2012 nt
Organism: Helicoverpa zea (corn earworm)
Lineage: Eukaryota; Metazoa; Arthropoda; Insecta; Lepidoptera; Noctuidae
Product: dynein regulatory complex subunit 5
Exons: 11
Coding region: 126-2012 (628 amino acids)
Molecular function (GO): protein binding
Source: RefSeq, a predicted model, not a curated record